ACCCCAAGCACUACCACAAUCACUACCACUCCAUCUACGCCUACACCAACCCCUACUGCCACCACCACCUCCACACCACUUACCACUACCCCAAGCACUACCACAAUCACUACCACUCCAUCUACGCCUACACCAACCCCUACUGCCACCACCACCUCCACACCACUUACCACUACCCCAAGCAGUACUACCACAAUCACCACCACCCCAUCUACGCCUACACCAACCCCUACUGUCACCACCACCUCCACACCACUUACCACUACCCCAAGCACUACUACCACGAUCACCACCACUCCAUCUACGCCUACACCAACCCCUACUGCCACCACCACCUCCACACCACUUACCACUACCCCAAGCACUACUACCACGAUCACCACCACUCCAUCUACGCCUACACCAACUCCUACUGCUACCACCACCUCCACACCACUUACUACUACCCCAAGCACUACUACCAUAAUCACCACCACUCCAUCUACACCUACACCAACCCCUACUGCCACCACCACCUCCACACCACUUACCACUACCCCAAGCACUACUACCACGAUCACCACCACUCCAUCUACGCCUACACCCACCCCUACUGCUACCACCUCCACACCACUUACCACUACCCCAAGCACUACUACCACAAUUACAACCACUUCCACACCAUUUACAACUAGUAACACUAUGACAACUACUUUAACCACAACUCUACCCACUGAGAGUUCAACACCUUGCUAUUGUGAAGUGAAUGGUACCAUAUAUUUUCCAGGUGAUAUAAUAGCAAAUGUCUGUCUUAAUGGCGUGUACUAUUUUGUCAACUGCUCAUUUCACUGCCGAGUGAACACUUACCAUUGGCCAUGUCCAACCACAACACCCACAACAACAAUGUCCAUAUUCACAGGAACUAGUACAAGUGAAACACCAUCCCCGAGUACAACAAAACCCUGCAUGGAUGGAGACACUGUGAUACAGCCAGGAGAAAUUCAUACUAUAUGUAACUGCACCAAGUUCAAGUGUUUUUCAGAUAACUUAUGGGAGAUGAUUCCUACAGUGUGUGAACCUCCACCAAAGCCCAAGUGUGCCAAUGGGCUUGCUCCUGUGCAAGUAUUGGAUGAUGAUGAAUGCUGCUGGCACUGGGAAUGUGACUGUUAUUGCACUGGUUGGGGAGACCCACAUUAUAUGACAUUUGAUGGCCAGUACUACAGUUAUCAAGGCAAUUGUACCUAUGUCCUAAUGGAAGAGAUUCAUCAAACCAUCCACAACUUUGGAGUGUACAUCGAUAACUACCAUUGUGAUCCACAGGAAGUUGUCUCUUGUCCCCGCACUCUCAUUAUAAAACAUGAGUCCCUGGAAGUGCACAUCAAAACGGUCAGACUGAUUCCUAUGAAAGUAGAGGUGGCUGUGAAUCAAAAGACGGUGGCUUUACCUUACGAAAAAUAUGACAUGAGAAUUUACAAGGCUGGUAUAAGCCAUGUGGUGGAAAUGCAUAGACUGAGUAUGAAUAUAACAUACAGCGGUGUGGGCUUCACAAUCCGGAUGCCCUAUAAGCUUUUUGCCAACAACACCCAGGGACAAUGUGGCAAGUGCAACAAUGAUAUGGCAGAUGACUGUAUGCUACGUAAUGGGACUCUUGCACCUUCUUGUGAAAUAAUGGCAGAUGACUGGAUUAUUUCUGAUCCAGAAAAGCCGCAGUGUAGUCAUAUUCCUCCAACUGUGAGACCUCCAACUCCUGCUCCCUGCAAACCAUCUCAGCUGUGUGAGCUUCUGAGAGGGAGUGUAUUUCAGAAGUGUCAUGAAGCUAUUAAUUAUAUAAGCUACUAUCAAGCCUGCAUGUUUGAUAGCUGCAGGAUGCCCAACCAACUCAUGGAAUGUGCAAGUCUUCAGAUAUAUGCAGCAACCUGUGCAAGUCAAGGCGUUUGCAUUGAUUGGAGAGAACAUACCAAAGGAUCAUGUCCUAUUGUCUGCCCACCCAACAAAGUAUACAAAGCAUGUGGUCCUUCGACAGAAGAAACUUGCAAAUCAAGCUUCAUAGGGCACAACCAGACACAACAAAUUGAAGGCUGUUUCUGCCCUAACGGGACAAAACUUUAUGACCCUGGUGUGGAUAUAUGUGUGAAAACCUGUGGAUGUGUUGGACCAGACAAUAUUCCCAGACAGUUUGGGGAGAACUUUCAGUUUGACUGCAAAGACUGUAUUUGCAUGGAAGGUGGAAGUGGCAUUAUCUGUGAACCCCACAAAUGUCCAGUGUCACCUCAUGAAGCAACAUGUGAAGGAGAAGGAUUUCAGAAGAUCACCAGAGUUAAUCCUAAGGACAAAUGCUGUUCAGACAUCAUGUGUGUGUGCAAUACCACUGAAUGUACAACCAAGCCUCCUCAGUGUGAUCCAGGGUUCGUAGCUGUUGCUAACACUAGUGAAGGCCACUGUUGUCCUAUUUAUCGAUGUGACCCUAAAAAUGUGUGUGUGAAGGAUGGUAAUGAAUAUAAGCCUGGUUCAGAAGUCCUAGGAAGUCAGUGUCAGCGGUGUGUAUGCACAAGUCAACAAAACAACAGGACUCGUCUGAAUAUUAUAGACUGUAAGCCUGUCCCAUGUAACGUGCAGUGCCAGCCGGGAUAUUCUGCUAUUCCACACCCUGGUGACUGCUGUCCAAAAUGCGUGCAGACAAAAUGUGUUAUAAGAACAAGUGAAAAUGACAUUAUCGUCUUGAGACCUGGUGAACAACGGAAUGAUCCAAAAGACAACUGCACUGUUUACAGCUGUGUGUUGAUCAAUAGGCAGCUGGUUUCCUCUACCUCUGAGAUUACCUGCCCAUCAUUUAAUGAGAAAAGAUGCCAACCUGGCACCAUUACAUACUUGCCUAGUGGCUGCUGUAAGACAUGUAUAAUCGUACCAGGCAUCCCAUCGUGCUCUCCCACUGAAACAAUGGACUUUAUCAAUUAUAAUGGUUGUCGUUCAGAGGACCAAGUCCCAGUGACUCAGUGUGAGGGAAGAUGUGGCACUUUCUCGCUAUACUCUGCUGAAGCUAACUCAAUGACACAUAAGUGCAGCUGCUGCCGAGAGUCAAAGACAGCCCUGAAAGAAAUCACGCUGCUGUGUCCUGGUGGGAUCAGGAAGAAACACCAAUACCUCCACGUGGAAAGCUGUGAGUGCCUGAACACUGAAUGUGAUGCUCAGCCAAGCUCAUCCGAAGAGUCCAGCAAGAGCAAAGAAGGCAGCACGGAAAAGUCGCAGGAAGAGGAGGCAAUGAAACGGGUCAGAAAAGCUCUGAAAUCUCUCAGGGAGAGAGCUUAGAAGAAGGAAAACCUUUGAACGUAAUGAGAUAAACAAUAUGUUAAACACGGGGAAAUACACUGUGACUAUACAUGCUAUUAUAAUCCAACACUUUGCCUUAUUUUCUACAGACCUUUCAAUCUGUCCCCUCUUUGACUGUCCUUUGCUCUGCUCACUUAUUUAUUUGCAUUAAAAAGAAAAAGAAAAAUAUUUUCCCUUAUAUAUAUAUUAAAAAAAUGAAGGAUGUAUGACUUGAACUUUUGAAGAUGCUUCUUUUGCUUUAAUUAAUUAAA
Messenger RNA from Python bivittatus (Burmese python), 3557 nucleotides. The record is from RefSeq and is a predicted model, not a curated record. Lineage: Eukaryota; Metazoa; Chordata; Lepidosauria; Squamata; Pythonidae.